AUGGAAGAAAAUGAAAAGACUGUUGAACGUGUAUUCCUGGAACGUCAUUAUCAAGUCGAUGCUUGCGCUGUACGUAUAAUGAAGAUGCGUAAAUCCCUUAGUUUUACAGAAUUGAUCAGUGAACUUUUGGGACAACUUAAAUUCAAAGCUGAGGUACCAGAUUUAAAGAAACGAAUUGAAUCCUUGAUCGAUCGUGAAUAUUUAGAAAGAGAUAUCUUUGUAAUACAAAAAUAG
Molecule: messenger RNA, 234 nt
Organism: Diversispora eburnea
Lineage: Eukaryota; Fungi; Glomeromycota; Glomeromycetes; Diversisporales; Diversisporaceae
Source: the annotation of a GenBank genome assembly